UGCGAUGUACAUGUGCACAUGAUAUACCUAUGUAAGAAUGUAUAUAUAAAUAUCUCUUUUCUGUCGAGAGAGAGAGAGCGAACGCUGGAAAUUGAAUAAUUUCUUGUAUAGUUCGCAAUUAUAUUUGCAUUAUAAUGACCGGGAAUGAUGUCAAGCAGGCUCUCAGAAAGCUGGAUUUUCCUUAUUGCGCCAGGGAAGCUCUAUGCAGAAUCGAAAUACUCUGCUGCAGACCCGGCAAGCAAGUCGAUCUGCAAAUGGACUUGAUAUCGGAAUUUGUGUUUGGAGAGAUAGAGAAACGAAAGAAACGUAACAUGACCAUGGCGAUACAAGAAUUGCAGCUGAUAGAGAUUACGAGCGACUUCUUCCAAAGUCCAGGUGGCACGCCAGCGGUACGCAACGCUCUCUUUCUUUCGCUUUUCCCAGCAGACAGUCCCAGGUAUAAGACUGUAGGUAAUCUGGUAUCUUUGGCGAUUGCCACGCAAAACAAAGCAGUCCUGAAUGCAGCUGGCAUCUGGAUGCAGCAAUUGGGCUCCACCUCGCUGCAAAGUGUGGGAUUGGCGAGGCAUAUACUCAACGACUAUUUUGUACUUACACCAAAAUCCAUUGAUAAGCUGAAACAACUACCUGUACUCGCACCGCAUUUCACCGCAAACUUAUUAACAGCGAUAGGUGAAGUUUAUGAAGAUAAAGAUCCGCCUAUGGAGCUGCUCAGAUUGGUAGGCGAAUGGAUCGAUGAGAAUCCAAGUUUACUAUUGACUCCCUUAAUGGACAAUCCAGCAUUGCCCACUGGUGGGAUUCCAAUGACACCGAUAACACCUAUAGCAGGCCUGUUUAGGUGGUGCAUAUUGAGUCCUCUGCGUCAUGACGCCGCGGAGAAUACGGAGGGUCAACAAGAGACGCGAAAAUUUCAUUCAAAGGUUCAACAGUUGCUCAUGGAUUCGGUAUUGCGUCUGAAUAACAGCGGUAGCAACAAACACGCGAUAUCAGCGCAGCAUUUGGCGUCUACUACUCGUUUAUUGACGACGAACUUGCAAAAUCGCGCAAACAUAGACACAGCUUCGCGUGAUUUAGCCAUGGAACGACUCGCGCAAGCCGUCAGUGCGGCCAUGUCUGCGAACUGUAUUUAUGGAAAUAAACAAGAACUAUUGGCACUUUUGCAACCAUUGUCGUAUCAACAUUUUUUAAUCGAAUGGACAUUACAAACUUAUGCAACUAAAGCAGCUUGAGAUACCAUAAUGACAAUGUGUUAUUUCACAGAUAAUUUAAUAAUUACUGUUUGUACAUAAAAAAGAUGCGAUUUUAUUGAACUUAAUUAUAUUAACUACUGUACAAUAAUAUUUAAUUUUUAGCCUAAAAUGGCUU
Molecule: messenger RNA, 1362 nt
Organism: Formica exsecta
Lineage: Eukaryota; Metazoa; Arthropoda; Insecta; Hymenoptera; Formicidae
Exons: 4
Coding region: 135-1226 (363 amino acids)
Source: RefSeq, a predicted model, not a curated record